AUGUUACAAGGAGAAAAUGGAGCUGGGCAGCAAUCAUUACACGAAAAGGAAAAACAACGAUCCAGAUUAACUACACUGCUCCGACAUUUAUCACCAAAUGUUUUCAAGGUGAAGGAAUCAAUUAAUAAUUUACAACAAUCAUCAAACUCUUCUCUGAACACUUCCGAAUCAUCCGAACGUGAUAAUCCUCAAGAAAAUAUUCAAAAUGAAGAAGAUAUCAUGUUACCAGUGAAGGCUCUCUUCCACAGCAUGAAAAAUCCAUCCAAUAGAAAUUCUCAACAAAAUUUUGAAGAGUCUUUUCGUUCUUCUAUGAAUUCAAUGCCCAAUAGUGGAUUAUCAAAAGAGGAAAUUAAUAAGAAACAGAACAAGUGGAAUAUUGGAUUUCCUGCAACUGAUGUCAAAGCAACCCUAUUCUCUCGGGAAAUGGAAAGAGUUUACACAAGUACAAAACCACUCAAUCCGAGAAGUGCAUUAGUUGAACAGCCAAAGGGUGAACCACCAGAUAUUGAUAAGGUUUUUGGAAGUAAGAAGGGUCAGGGUGGUCACGUUUGCAUUGUUGGACCAACUGGUUCAGGAAAGUCAACCAUUGUGAGAGGUAUUCUAUGUGAAAUGUCUGCUGAAAAGGCAUUGGCAAUUUAUUCAUUGGAAUAUCCUGUUGAAGUGAAUUUACAAACCCACGGCUUGUUUAAUGUUUGUCAAAUUGAUAUGUUUCAAGAAAUUCAAGGAAAACAAAGAUCCCUUGCAGAAACAGCCAAUAAUUUACUCAAACAUGAUCCAGAUAUUAUCUAUUUUGGUGAAUUGAGACAUAAGGUGGAUUUUGAAACAGCAACCUCAAUAGCUCUCAGUGGUGUUCAAGUUAUCAGUACAGGACAUGCUUCUUCACCAAUCGAUUUGUUGGAAAGACUAAAGUCAAUGAAUAUUGAUUUGAAAACUCAAUUCAGAGCUUUCAAAUGCAUUAUGGGAGUUAAGCGUGUCCCUAUUUUAUGUCCACAUUGUAAGAGAAAUAUGGUAAUUUAUGGUAGAACUGAUAAUAGAGCACUCAAAUUGCUGACCAUGUAUAGAGUUGUCACCACAGAAAAAGUGAAUAGAAGAAAGGAAGUACCCGUAGUUUGCAUGCCACCUGAACCAUCGAAUAGUAAGGGUCAGACAUGUCCUCACUGUGUAAAUGGCUACAUCAGUAAUCAUACCAUUUAUGAGUUUUUAUACAUUACACCUGAAUCUGAUAUGGAAACACUUCGUAAGAAGCAUACUUACACAACAGAAGAAACCCUUCUGUCCCUCAUUAUGCAAGGUCAAGUCAAUCCAAUGUAUUUACAGAACAGUGUUUAAGAAUCGUUUCAAUUGAGUUUUAAUUUUUGGAUUGUAGUUUCGCCACCUAAUUGAUGAUGUCAUGUAAGGAAUGCAGCAAUCAUCUAUGAACGAGGAAGAGGAGGGCUAACAAAAUACUUGACAAAACCAAAUGUAAAGAAGUCGACUGUUACAUGAGUCACGAUGACAUAAAAACAUCAAUCAUCCAAUU
Molecule: messenger RNA, 1519 nt
Organism: Naegleria gruberi
Lineage: Eukaryota; Heterolobosea; Eutetramitea; Acrasida; Naegleriidae
Product: type II secretion system protein E
Exons: 2
Coding region: 1-1329 (442 amino acids)
Cellular component (GO): plasma membrane
Molecular function (GO): ATP hydrolysis activity
Source: RefSeq, a predicted model, not a curated record